UUUUUUUUCUUGGUUUCUGAAACAUAAUUUCGCAGGGUCGAUCUAAUAUUUCUUGCUGCGAUAGAUCCUUGUUGUCUCACCACAAUCUCCGUUCGAUAGAUCCAACCAAAAGCCUUAUCGCCAGUAUAUGCAUCUUAUAGUGUCUGGUUCCAAUCGAUAACCAAGUUGAAGGGUAUCAUCAUCUAUGGUGUUGACUCAUUGGUUGUUCUUCCCUGUGCAGAUUUUCCAUUCACAAUCACUGAUGAUGGCUUGGAGGAGAGCUUCCCAAGUUUGUAGCGGUCCAUUGUUAAAUAUUUUUUUGUUUCUUGUUGUCCAGAUUGCACAUAUAACUCAAGGAGACAAUGGUCCCUCUCCUUUACCAGUUGGUGCAAGAACACCAAAUCUUUUUCUCCCACCGAUCACCACCGGAGCUAUGGAAUCGCCGAUUACUCAAGCCCAUGUGUUUAGAUCGGAGUUUCUUCGUCUGCUUCAGAGUCGACGAUCACCCAAAGUUCCAUUAAUAGCCAAUUCUUCAAAUCCUGUCGAAAAUCCUCUCUUUCAAGCUGAUGUUCCUUCUACAAAAGCAAUAGAGUCUUGUCCAAAAGAAAACAUUGGUAACUUAAAAGAAAUGCUUAAAGAAGAAAACCUUCAUUUGCACACUGAGGAUUCAGAGCAAGGGAAAUUACCUUUACUUAUUUUAAGCUUGAAAGAGAGGACUAAAGUAAGAAGGCCCGCGAUUGUGUUUAUGCAUGGCACAAACACAAACAAAGAAUGGUUAAGACCAUGGCUUGAAGCAUAUGCUUCGCGGGGAUAUGUAGCCAUCGGUUUAGACUCUCGGUACCACGGUGAACGUGCUGAUUGCAAAACUGCCUAUCGAGAUGCUCUUAUAUCAUCUUGGAGAAAUGGAAACACAAUGCCUUUUAUCUUUGAUACUGUAUGGGAUUUGAUCAAACUAGCUGAAUAUCUUACUCAGAGGGAUGAUAUAGACCCGAAAAGGAUAGGAAUCACCGGUAUUUCGCUAGGAGGGAUGCAUGCUUGGUUUGCUGCUGCAGCUGAUACCCGCUAUUCCGUGGCUGUUCCUUUAAUCGGUGUUCAGGGAUUUAGAUGGGCAAUAGACAAUGAUGAGUGGGAAGCAAGAGUCAACAGUAUAAAACCUUUAUUUGAAGAAGCAAGGAUCGAUCUCGGAAAGAAUGUAAUCGACAAAGAACUGGUCGAGAAGGUGUGGAACAGAAUAGCUCCUGGCCUAGCUUCUAAGUUCGAUUCGCCUUACUCAUUACCAGUGAUUGCUCCGCGGCCUCUUUACAUCCUUAAUGGCGCAAAUGAUCCUCGAUGUCCUCUUGGCGGACUAGAAGUUCCGUUAAAGAGAGCUGAGAAAGCGUAUAAGGAAACUGCUUCUCCUGGAAACUUCAAGUUCAAAGCAGAAGAUGGAGUUGGGCACGAAGUGACGAGUUUCAUGAUCAAAGAAUCAUCAGACUGGUUUGACAAAUUCCUUAAAGAAGAAGAUAUGACUUGCGAUUAAACCGAUUGUAAUAUUGGUAAAAUUGUGAACUAAUAAGAAGAAUCAUCUCCUUGUAAACCUUACACAUGUGAAACUUAAUAAUGUAUUCACUCUCGCAAA
Arabidopsis lyrata subsp. lyrata is the source of this 1597-nucleotide messenger RNA. RefSeq lists its product as uncharacterized. Gene Ontology annotation, molecular function: serine-type peptidase activity. The coding region runs from base 185 to 1498 and encodes 437 amino acids. The transcript is spliced from 14 exons. The record is from RefSeq and is a predicted model, not a curated record. NCBI's taxonomy places the organism in Eukaryota, Viridiplantae, Streptophyta, Magnoliopsida, Brassicales, Brassicaceae. Gene Ontology annotation, biological process: proteolysis.